GUCGACAUGGACCUCACCCGCAGAUGGCUCUCAGAAAAUGUCGCCCCAUAUCCAGCAAAAGACACAGUUUACGCCCACAUCGAUGCUGCCCUCACUCGAUACCCUUCUCUACGACCCAAAGCAGACAUUUACACUUAUGACGACGGGAGAACCCAACUCUUACUCUGUCUCCAUGGCUUGCUGCCGAUAACCUACAGAGCUGCCAGCUACAACAUUCCAAUUGCUGUUUGGAUUCCUAGGACAUACCCUAGAGAGCCACCAUUGCCGUAUGUUGUCCCUACAGCGGACAUGCUAGUCAAAGCAGGGCCAAACCUCGAUGUCAGUGGUCGGUCAAGCAUUGAUUAUGUCCAACACUGGGCGCGGAAACACGAAGGAUGUGAUCUCGCAGCUCUCAUCGAUUCCCUCCAAACAGAGUUUUGCCGGUCACCGCCGGUCUAUGCCAAACCAACAACGACGACAACAACCCCAGUUCUUCCACCCAAACCAAUUACCUCACCGCCUAUUCUUUCCGGCCCGCCUCCCAUUCCACCAAGACCCGAUUCGGGACCACCACAGUACCGCCCUGCCCCGCCACAAUAUCAGCCUCAGUUUGUUCCGAGGCAGCUCCCACCUGUUUCGCCUCCCCCUCCGAUACCACAACAAUACCAAACACCUCCCCCUCCCCCGCCUCCGGCGCCAAACCUGCUUGAUGAAGAACCGGUAGUCCCCAUCCAGCCAAUCCAAAUGACUGCACCGCCUCCCCCACGCCCACCUAACCCGGAACUUGUCCGAUUACACUCGGCCAUCCAUUCAAAGCUGAUCGCUGAGCUUUCUUCUCUCCAGCAAGCCCUUUCCAUUGACGCAGAGCGCCUACGAGCCCAUCAGGCUGACCUGCUGGCGGGUGAGCCCGCGAUCCGUGACGAAAUGGGGCGGCUGGAGGCUGUGCGUGACGUGUGUCGGACUGCUGCUGGCCGGAUGAGAAACACGGUCGAAACAGCCGAACGUAACGUGAGUGAGCUCCGAGCAAAGAGCGAGCCCGAGGUCGACGAACUUGUUUGUUCUACUACGAUCGUCCAUAACCAACUGAUCAAUCUAGUCGCUGAGGACAACGCCAUUGAGGACACUAUUUUUCACCUAUCCAAGGCACUGAAUAGCGGUCGGAUCGACCUAGACCGGUUUCUCCGAUCAUGUCGUCUUCUUGCCGAGGAGCAAUUCAUGAAGAGGGCGCUGAUUGACAAGAUAGUCUCAGCGUUUCCGAUGAGCCCAGCAUAUUGA
This is a messenger RNA of Mycena indigotica, 1254 nucleotides long. RefSeq names its product UEV-domain-containing protein. NCBI's taxonomy places the organism in Eukaryota, Fungi, Basidiomycota, Agaricomycetes, Agaricales, Mycenaceae. Gene Ontology annotation, molecular function: ubiquitin binding. Bases 7 to 1254 code for a protein of 415 amino acids. Gene Ontology annotation, cellular component: ESCRT I complex. The record is from RefSeq and is a predicted model, not a curated record. Gene Ontology annotation, biological process: protein modification process; protein transport; endosome to lysosome transport. The transcript is spliced from 3 exons.